Messenger RNA from Lytechinus variegatus (green sea urchin), 798 nucleotides. RefSeq lists its product as uncharacterized. Lineage: Eukaryota; Metazoa; Echinodermata; Echinoidea; Temnopleuroida; Toxopneustidae. Bases 108 to 653 code for a protein of 181 amino acids. The record is from RefSeq and is a predicted model, not a curated record. The transcript is spliced from 3 exons.
UCCACCAUUCACCAUCGUCUUCUUCAAUUCAUCUUGAUGAACAUUUGCAAAAAUUUGCUGAGUUACUCUCCACACCAUCAGAGUACCAUGAUCAUGUCCUUCACUACAUGUCUGAAUAUGUUUCGCGUCAUGUCAUCAGAAGCUGCAAGUGCACCCAGUGUUCCCUUGCACUCCAUCGAAAUGCCCCCAAUUCUUUGCAUCUGACUGGUAUUGGCUCCUUCACUGAGAGGAAAGACAGAGGGGGCUUAGUCAAGCCAAGGACAGAUGUAUAUGAAAUCAUCAAGUGUACAGAUAAAAUUCUGAGUUUGUUUAUGCGUUCACAUUUUUCUCUCUUUAUCAGGAAAAAUAGAAACACAUUGUGCGCCAACUCCAACCCAAUGAAAGUGUCUAAAGAUGUCCUACACGGCAUUCAACAAAAUGUAAUCGAAUCAGUAAGGCAUAAGGUGUUUAGGGACUUGGAGCAACAUUUUUAUGAUCAAUAUUUAGAAGAUGAAGAUGACCAUUGUGUACAGCUCAUUAAGCAUAUCAGUUCGUUGUACAUUAAGACUAUUACCCAUCAUCACGGCAGGCUGUUCACUCGUCGUUAUGUUAAUAACAAUCAGCCAUCAAGAAGACAUAAAUUAACUAAGACAAUUGUGUUCCUAGGUCAGUAAGUUUGCGGAAACUCACUAUAUUCUAGGCUGGGGCAGCUGCUUUUUUUGCUGUCAAUCGUAAUGGUAAGCAAUGUGUCUGAUGUGACAAGACUACAAACGGAGAGCUGCAAAGCAGCCCAGUUCGUACCAUCCGAUCUUGCAUUUU